CGAGCAGCAACUACCAUCACGCAACCCACCACAAGUGACGACACACUGUGGUCCCCCUCAUCCCCUCCAUCCCGCAUCAGACACAUACACAACCACGGCUGUCUGCAUCCCCACCCACAAUCAUCCUCUAGCAAAGCAAAUCCAAUGUCCCUCACACCACAAGCACUGCGCCUCCUCUCGCGCGAGCUCGUCACGCUCCGCACCGAGCCGCCCGAGGGUGUGCGCGUCGUCGUUGAUGAGGACGACCUGACGGCGCUCGAGGGUUGGGUGCAGGGACCAGCUGGAACACCCUACGAGGGAGGAUACUUUCGCGUGCGCUUCGACUUUGGCCCAGAGUACCCCAACCUGCCGCCCAAAUGCACCAUGCUCACCAAAAUAUUCCAUCCCAACAUCUCCAAGGCGGGUGAGAUUUGCGUCGACACGCUCAAGAAGGGCUGGAGGAAGGACUAUGGUGUGGCGCAUGUGCUUGUUACGAUCAAGUGCCUGCUCAUCUACCCCAACCCGGAGAGUGCGCUGGACGAGGAGGCAGGCAAGCAGCUGCUUGCGGAUUACGACGGGUACUGCAAGUACGCCAGGCUCCUGACCGGUAUCCACGCGACGCCAAAGCUUCCCCCCGCCCCCUUCCGUGACGCGUCAGUCAAGUCGGUCGACGCGCUCCUCCCGCAGCCCCCUGUCGCUUCAGCGCCAUCGACAAGGUCGUCGCCAUCAUCGCCGCAGAACUCGUCCCCGCAGCCCACCGCGAGCCGACCGUCCCCGCUCGGCAACCACGCGCGUCAGGAGACGAGCCCCGCGCCAGUGGUGCCCGCGGCCGGCUUUGACAGCGUGGUCAAGCCCGUCGUCAAGGCUGCACCUAAGCCCGCAGCCAAGGCCAAGCGCGGCCUGAAGCGCCUCUAGGCGCGGGGCAGCGACGACAUUCCGCUCCCACUUUCGGCCCCCCGCCUGGGCCACGCAUCCGCAUGCUGUGUACACUGUGUCCACGUUGGAGACGAUACUCGCACGAGGCGUUAAUUGCAAUGUUUGUAGCCAC
Vanrija pseudolonga is the source of this 1027-nucleotide messenger RNA. Its product is annotated as Ubiquitin-conjugating enzyme E2 S. Lineage: Eukaryota; Fungi; Basidiomycota; Tremellomycetes; Trichosporonales; Trichosporonaceae. The transcript is spliced from 7 exons. The coding region runs from base 145 to 894 and encodes 249 amino acids. The record is from RefSeq and is a predicted model, not a curated record.